CCUGACUACCAUUCCUGGCCAACUUCAAGCCAAGCUCUUUCUUUUCUAUCACUUUCUUGAGAAAAAGCUUGCAUUUUCUAUGCCAAAAACCCCUUCAAAGAUGUCAGCCUUUUCAGUGCAACACAACAACAACAACAACUACCCAUUAUUUCUUGAUUCAGUUUCAUUACAAAACAAUAAUCCUAUCAAUAUUGUGUCUGGCUUUAUGGAGGAAGGGGAUAUAAAUACCAACUGUUUCACUCAAUUCUAUUCAUCCGAACUCCUUUUGGAGACUCUUGUCAAUCCUGGAUCCAAUCAAAGCAGCUGCCUUGAUGAUCACAGCAGUUCAAAGAUUUCUCACAGUGACAAUGAGACAUCUACUGUGACAAAAAAACAGAGCACAGAGUCUUCAACAGUGGAGGAUAAGAUUGAGAGUAGUGGUGACCAGGCAACUCAAAAGAUGAUUCAGAUGGACAAGAAGAGGAAGAACUCUGCUCAAUCAAAGGAUGACACAGAAGGGAAGAGUAAGAAACAGAGGAAGAUCAAUGGUGGCAUGAAAAAUAAUAAAGAAGAGAAGCCAAAAGCAGAGAAGAAGAAGAAGCAGAAGAAAGUCCUUGAAGAGCCUCCAACAGGCUACAUUCAUGUAAGGGCAAGGAGGGGCCAAGCAACAGAUAGCCACAGCCUUGCAGAAAGGGUAAGAAGAGAGAAAAUAAGUGAGAGAAUGAAGAUUUUGCAAAGGCUUGUCCCUGGCUGCGACAAGGUGACUGGGAAGGCCAUCAUGUUGGAUGAGAUUAUUAAUUAUGUUCAGUCCCUUCAGAACCAAGUAGAGUUCCUUUCAAUGAAGCUUGCUUCUAUGAAUCCUCUGUUCUAUGACUUUGGAUUGGACUUUGAUGCAUACAUGGUCAGACCUACAGAGGGAUUGAGUGGCGGGACAACACCACAGCCAUCUACUGCACAUUGCAGCCCCAACCACAACCACAACCACCACCAGGCCACACCAGCAGCUUUUGUUGAUGCAACCACCACAACCAUAACUACUCCUCCAUUUGCUACAUAUAAUAACUGUUCUCUUCCUCUUCUUGAUACCUCAGCUUCUCUUUUACUCCAGCAUGGGCACAGGACAAAUGCUUUCUGUCAGGAAAAUGUUGGUCUAUUAUGGGAUGUAGAGGAGCAGAGACAAAGGUUUCUAAACCCAUCUGGGUUCUCCAACAAUUUGUAUUCUUUCCAAUAAAUCUACAAAACAAGCUGCCCUACAAGCAUCUGCACACAAGCCAAGCCAAGCCAUGCCAUGACAAAAGCAGAGAAAUUAAAGGGAAGGCCAAUGGGCAGAGCAUCAGUCAAUUCCAAUGGAGGGGGUGUGUUCUUGUUCUUGUUUUCUGCAGCUUCACUUAGAAGCUCAUCUUCCAAGUCCAAUAAUUUAAAGUACAGCAUCAUGGAAAAUUAACAGAAAGGACAGUUGAAAAACCGACCAAAAUAAGACAAUCAUCUUUUUUGGAGAUCCCUUUGUUCUUGUCUGUAUUUUUUUUUUUGACUCCCCCACCAAAGUUUGUCAUGCACGAAUCCCAAUGAAGCAGUUAUUCCAGUUAUUACAGUUGUAUUUACCGUUAUUUUUUUUCCCUCUUCAAACAGUUAGAAAGAGGAGGGAAAAGUAGUCUGAUUCCUGUACUGUAAUUGAUAUGACUAGCUAUAAGUUAUGCAUUUAUUGGCAUUGUUGGCUUA
This is a messenger RNA of Tripterygium wilfordii, 1698 nucleotides long. Its product is annotated as transcription factor bHLH137-like. Gene Ontology annotation, cellular component: nucleus. The transcript has 8 exons. Lineage: Eukaryota; Viridiplantae; Streptophyta; Magnoliopsida; Celastrales; Celastraceae. Gene Ontology annotation, molecular function: DNA-binding transcription factor activity; protein dimerization activity. Gene Ontology annotation, biological process: regulation of DNA-templated transcription. The record is from RefSeq and is a predicted model, not a curated record. Bases 80 to 1210 code for a protein of 376 amino acids.